CAACAACGACAUUUGCCUAAAACAGGACCCAAAAAAAGAAAAAAAAUUUCCCCCGCUUAAAAAAAUAACUUUUUUCUUCCUUCCUGGAUCUGACCCGACCUCCCUCAUUUUCUUACUUGUUGUUUUCCGAUUGGCAUUUACUUUGUGAGUUAAUGGUGGUGAGAAUUUGGAGAUAGAAUUGUUAAAUUGACGAGAUUUGGACGGGGGGUUUUGGGGGGAAUGGCGUCGGCUGAGGUAUUGCCUAGUUCGCGGAAACAAGAGCAUUUAGAAGCUGGGAAGCGUCGGCUUGAAGAAUUUCGUAAGAAAAAGGCUGCUGAAAGAGCCAAGAAGGCAGCUUCUACUACUCAAUCUUACAAUACUGAUGUUAGCUUAAAUGAUAAACAUCAAUUAGAAACUGAACAAGUGAGAGCCAUUAACUCAGAUGGUGCCGGUACAUCUGAGGGACCUAAUCCUUCUUCCUUAAAUACAAUUAACAACAACAACAACAAAACAACUGAAGUUUCCCGUGAAAAUCAGCAAGUUUACUCCAACAAUGCCUUUGUGGUCCCAUCUUUUCUAGGCAGUGAUUAUAAUUCAUCUAUUACAGAGAUGCAGGCACAUGAAAAAAGUCUAGAAAAUGAGAAAUACGGUGCUCCAUGGAAUGGUGGACCAUUUUCUAAUGAUAGCCUACACACAGAACGUUUCAGUAAUGACUUUCUAGAGCCCAAGUCAAAAGAAGAUGAUGGUUCUUUGAAGGUUUCUGCAGUUGUAACUCCUAUUUCUGAAGAUUUUGUUACAAAAAGAUCUCAGCAGAAUUCACUGCAAAAUAAGGCCAGUGAAGGAAGCUUGCUAGGUAGUAACCAUGUGCUAUCUUCUUUCCAUGAAGAUUCUACUCAAUCAAUCUCGGGUAUAAGACGGCCUAUGAUUUCUGAUCCUGGAGAAAGAAAUUUUAGUAGUUCAUCCAGUGAUUUUCCAAGGGUGCUUGGUCCAUCCACGCAAAUAUCUGGGUCUUCAGAGUUCAAUUUUGAUGCCAGAGGUUCCUCAAGUCACAUGCCAGUACAUUCAGUCACGGAUGAUACUAUUUCUAGGAGAUCUCGUCCAUCUUUCCUUGAUUCUCUUAAUGUAUCCAAAGCUUCUUCUGGGUCACUUUUUCAACAUGAUAAAACUACAAACAAUGCAUUUGCAUUCCAUAGUUCACAAUUUAACAGCUUCGACACCAAAGGAUCAUCCCUGUUCGAGAAACCAUCAACAGAGAUUGAAACUAUGGGAACUUUCUCCAAGCUAGGGUUCCCUGAGUUUCCUGGUGCUAGGGAGUAUCCUGGUCAAUAUUCGGUUCCUGUUUAUAAUGAUGACCUCUUGAGCCUGAAUGUUGCUAAUGAGAAUGUCUCAGAGAAGAACCAUGAGUUCUACUCAACCAAACAGAAUGAAGAUUUUGCUGCUUUGGAGCAGCAUAUUGAAGAUUUGACUCAGGAGAAGUUUUCAUUGCAACGAGCACUUGAGGCCUCACGUACAUUAGCAGAAUCGUUGGCUGCUGAAAAUUCAUCCUUGACUGAUAGUUACAAUCAACAGAGAAGUGUUGUCGACCAGCUAAAAUCCGAUAUGGAGAAGUUGCAGGAAGAAAUCAAGGCCCAACUGGCAGAACUUGAGUCUUUUAAAAUGGAAUACACAAAUGCACGAUUGGAAUGUAAUGCUGCUGAUGAACGUGCCAAUAUAUUGGCUUCUGAAGUCAUUGGUUUGGAGGAGAAGGCACUUAGAUUAAGGUCGAAUGAGCUAAAAUUGGAGAGGCAAUUGGAGAACACAGAGGCUGAAAUUUUUUCUUUCAAAAAGAAAAUGUCUAGCCUAGAGAAAGAGCGUCAGGAUUUUCUAUCAACCAUUGAAGCACUUAAAGAAGAGAAGAAGGUACUUCAGUCUAAGCUACGAAAAGCUUCUGGCAGUGGACAGUCUAUUGAUGUUAUUAAGAAUCCUGCUUCUAAGAAGGAUAUGUCAACUUCAACAGAAAAUCUUGCAAGCAUGGAUCCUUCUUCUGAUGACAGGGGAACGAAUAACAGCAAUGAUGCCUCUGGUUUGAGCUUGCUGCAUGAUGAUGGGCAGUUUGAAGCUUCUUCUGUGUAUAUCCCUCCUGAUCAAACGAGAAUGAUUCAGAACAUCAAUUCUCUAAUUUCAGAGUUAACAUUGGAGAAAGAAGAACUGACACAAGCUUUGUCAUCUGAGGUAUCUCAAAGUUCAAAGCUGAAGGAGUUGAACAACGAGUUGUCUAGGAAACUUGAAGCUCAAACUCAAAGAUUAGAGCUUCUGACAGCUCUAAGUAUGGCAAGUGAGCAUAUCCCAGCAAGACAACCCGAGUCUCAAAUAAUGCAUGAUAAUACUCCAUAUGCCGACGAGGGUGAUGAGGUGGUGGAACGGGUGUUAGGAUGGAUUAUGAAGCUCUUUCCUGGUGGGCCAUCGAGACGGAGAACCAACAAGCAUAUUUCAUAAUGAAUCCUGAAAUCAUGGCAAGAAAGGACUACACUUUCACAAGGUUUAGUUCAAGUUUGCCUUCCCUUACUGUUGUUGAUGUGAGGGAGGUUGUCACUUGUAAAAUUUGAGUCAUGUUAUUUUUUAGUUCAGGUUCAAACCCUUAUUUUUUAAUAGUAAGGAAAAUGAGGUUAUUGACCGACUAUUACUUCUGUUGGCGCCGUUGCUGUACAAACUUUCGGAGGUUGGGGUUUGAGCCUGUCUCAAGUGAGUAUAAUUAGUUGGGGGGGGGGGUUUGUGGAUUAAAGAUAGAUUAGGAAUGCCGAAAGACAAAUGAGUUUAACGAGUUAAUGUUACCAUUUAUAGGAAAAAAAAACUAAUGCUCAAUUUUUUUAGAGAAUUAAUCUUCACUUUUUUUUUUAA
Messenger RNA from Gossypium raimondii (Peruvian cotton), 2856 nucleotides. Its product is annotated as protein BLISTER. The coding region runs from base 220 to 2454 and encodes 744 amino acids. The transcript has 13 exons. The record is from RefSeq and is a predicted model, not a curated record. Gene Ontology annotation, biological process: regulation of growth. Lineage: Eukaryota; Viridiplantae; Streptophyta; Magnoliopsida; Malvales; Malvaceae.